Molecule: messenger RNA, 888 nt
Organism: Setaria italica (foxtail millet)
Lineage: Eukaryota; Viridiplantae; Streptophyta; Magnoliopsida; Poales; Poaceae
Product: acanthoscurrin-1
Exons: 2
Coding region: 47-628 (193 amino acids)
Source: RefSeq, a predicted model, not a curated record
GUGCGGCACAGAGAUAGCAGAAGCACUAGCUAGCCCGCAAGCCAGCAUGGCGGCGAAGAAAGCCUCCGUGGUCGCCACGCUCCUGGCCCUCAACCUCCUCUUCUUCGCCUUCGCCGACGCCUGCGGCUGCAAGUGCGGCACCUGUCCUAGCCCAGGCGGCGGUGGCGGUGGUGGUGGUGGUGGAGGCGGCAGCGGAGGCGGUGGGGGCGGCACCGGCGGGGGUGGGAGCGGGGGCGGCACCGGCGGGGGCGGCACCGGAGGCGGCGGCACCGGCGGGGGAGGCACCGGAGGCGGCGGCACCGGCGGGGGCGGGAGCGGAGGGGGCGGCACCGGCGGCGGCGGCAGCGGAGGAGGCGGAGGCCAAGGUCGUAGGUGCCCCAUCGAUGCCCUGAAGCUUGGUGUGUGCGCCAACGUGCUACAGGGGCUGAUCAACGUGACCCUCGGGACGCCGCCGCGGACGCCGUGCUGCACGCUGAUCCAGGGCCUGGCGGACCUUGAGGCGGCGGUGUGCCUGUGCACGGCCCUGCGCGCCAACGUGCUGGGCAUCACCAUCAACCUGCCCAUCAACCUGAGCCUCCUCGUGAACUACUGCGGCAGGCGCGUACCCAACGGAUUCCAGUGCUUCUGAAUCGAUCGAUCUACCUAGUAUAUAGCUACUUAAUUAUGAUCCGUCGUCGUCAAUGGUUUGGUUGGUUGGUUGAAUAAGCUAGCGAUCGAUGAGUAGCAGUUUCAGUUUGUGAUCCAUCUAUACAACGUCACAUAUAUAUGGACGACGUACGGAUGCGUCUGCUAUAUAUGUAUGUAUUCGUGUGUACGUCACGUAUACGUGCCCUAUAUAUUAUUUCUGAAUGAAUGAAUGAAGAUGCUUGUCGCCGCGUUGCACGGAUA